Messenger RNA from Chiloscyllium plagiosum (whitespotted bambooshark), 1198 nucleotides. The record is from RefSeq and is a predicted model, not a curated record. Lineage: Eukaryota; Metazoa; Chordata; Chondrichthyes; Orectolobiformes; Hemiscylliidae.
GUAUGGAGAGGCAGGGAGGGAGGUUUGAUGGAAGAAGGUGGAGGGAGAGACUCGGACAAAGGAUUGGGAGAAUGAUUCGGAGACAAUGGGGAGGGAAAGAGUGAGAGAGAAAAACAUGGAGAUGUGGGUGUGCCAAGGAGAGACAGACUGAUAGACAGAGGCUGAGGGGAAAAUGAAAAGGGAAAACUGGGGCGAGAUAGGCGGAUUAACGAGCAUGGUUACAGAAUAGUUAGGGAAGGUUGAAUUGAGGAAAAAGUCAGGGUACAGAUUGCAGAAUUCCAGUUUUUUUGAAUGUAUCCCAUAAAAUGAUUUUUGUGCAUUUUUCUCUUUAGAUACUUUUUACAGUGGGCAUUCACACACUAUCUCUGUCAGAGGUGAAAAUAUGUCUUCUGCCUGUCCACCUCAGUCACCAGCUGUUGCAAAAACAGAGAUUCCCUUGGACAGUGGGUCACCUUUGUUGGCUGCUACUUUUGCGUACUGGGACAACAUUCUUGGCCCGAGAGUGAGACAUAUCUGGGCUCCAAAAAGUGAACAGCUGCUGCUAAGUGAUGGCGAAAUAACAUUUUUGGCAAACCACACCUUAAAUGGCGAGAUUCUUCGGAGUGCCAAAAGUGGUGCUAUCGAUGUCAAGUUUUUUGUACUGUCAGAGAAAGGGGUAAUCAUCAUCUCAUUGAUAUUUGAUGGCAAUAUGAAUGGUGACCGUAGUACUUAUGCUCUAUCAGUAAUAUUGCCACAAACUGAACUAAGUUUCUACCUACCUCUGCAUAGAUUGUGUGUGGACAGACUAACACACAUUAUUAGAAAAGGAAGAAUAUGGAUGUAUAAGGUAAGUAUUUAGUAAAUAAAUGCUUUGUGUUCCAAUUCUCAUACCUUGGAAUCUGCUAACAUUAACUACUUUUUCGAUUUGCAACACGAUUGAGAAAUGUUAUUGAGUCUACACUUUGAACAUUAUGGACAAGGGGGAUGAAUUGCCAAAAUGCUUUGGGUGACAUGGCCAGUCCUGUGCUAUAUGUCUAUUGCUAAUAUUUUUCUUGCGCAUUCAGAAGCAGCAGGGUAGUGUUCUCUGAACACAGCCAUGAGUCUCUUCAGAGCAGGUGGACACUCUGCUUAAAUCCUUCACUGUUGAUGUGGCACAUGAAUCAUGCAGUCAUGAAGAUUCCAGGUUUGAUUGUGGUCUGUUCUGUUAAUUCAUUCAGUG